Messenger RNA from Brassica oleracea var. oleracea, 321 nucleotides. RefSeq lists its product as uncharacterized. The coding region runs from base 1 to 321 and encodes 106 amino acids. The record is from RefSeq and is a predicted model, not a curated record. The transcript has a single exon. Lineage: Eukaryota; Viridiplantae; Streptophyta; Magnoliopsida; Brassicales; Brassicaceae.
AUGAACCUCAUGCCACAUUCUGUCGCAAUAUCCCUAGGAUACGACAAGUUCAAACCUACCAAAAUAACUUUGGUUCUUGCUGAUAGAUCCGUUAGAUUACCUGAGGGAGUGCUUGACAACGUGCCAAUAAGGAUUCACGGCUGUCAAGUCCCAACGGAUUUCGUAGUACUGAAAUACCAGAAUGAACCAAAGGACCCCCUUAUUUUGGGUAGACCAUUCCUAGCCACUGCUGGUGCGAUAAUCGAUGUCAAGGAGGGCAAGAUAUGUCUAAACAUUGGAAACAUUCCAAUGAUUUUUGACAUGGACAACCUGAUGAGAUGA